AUGGCUGCAUCAAGUUAUGACUUUAUUGUCGUAGGAGGUGGUCCAGCUGGAAGCUCCGUCGCAGCAGGUCUGGCCUCGUCAGCCAAGAAACCCAGUGUUCUUCUCCUUGAAGCUGGUGGCACAAACGAAGACCGCAACCUGCGCGUUGACGGUCAGCGAUGGCUCACUUUUAUGAACAAGGACAUGAACUGGGGCUACAAGACGACGCCUCAGGAAUUCGCUGAUAGCCGAGAGCUGGAUUACUCUCGCGGAAAAGGUCUUGGUGGUUCCAGCGCUAUCAACUUUGGUGUUUACAGCGUUGGUGCUCGUGACGAUUACGAAGAGUGGGCGCGUAUCGUCGGUGAUGAUUCAUACUCUUGGGAGAAGAUCCAAAAGAGAUAUAAGAGUCUUGAGAACUUUCACGGUGCUCUACCUGAGGGUAUUGACAAGAAGUAUGCUGCUCCCAAGAGUGAGGAUCAUGGAAGUGAGGGAAAACUUCAUGUUGGGUAUGCGAGUGAGUGGGAGAAGGAUCUUCCUCCCGUUCUUGACCUCUUUGAGGAUGCAGGCUUUCCACUGAACCCUGAUCACAACUCUGGCAACCCUCUUGGAAUGUCUGUUCUGAUCAACUCGAGUCACAAGGGACGAAGGUCUACAGCUAAUGAUCUGUUGGAACCUAAGCCUGAGAACUUGACUGUAUUGACAGAUUCUUCUGUGCAGCGAGUAAUUCUCGAGGGAAACAAGGCUGUUGGAGUUGAAGUCAAUGGAAAGAAGUACUUUGCUUCAAAGGAAGUCAUCCUCUCAGCCGGAGCCCUCAACACCCCCAGCAUCCUCAUGCACUCAGGAAUCGGUCCCAAAGAUCAACUCUCCCAAUUCAACAUCCCCGUUGUAAAGGACGUCCCUCGCGUCGGCCAAGGUCUACGCGACCACAUGUUCACACCCCUCGUCUAUACCCGCAAAGAAGGCGACACAGCUCGCAAGCCCUUCUACGGCGACAAGAAAGCCAUGGACGAAGCCCUCGAGCAGUGGCGCCGCGACGGAACAGGUCCCUGGACAAAGUUUGCCUGUGAGUUGGGUAUUGGCUGGUUCAAGCUUGACAAGCUUGUCCAGUCGGAAGAGUUCAAGGCGCUUCCUGCUCAGGAACAGACCUAUCUCAUGAAGGAAACUGUGCCUCAUUAUGAGAUUCUGACACACUUUCCUAUUCAUUGGUUUAUUCCUCAGUUCCCGGAUGAUAACCUCAACUACUCUUGCAUUCUCGUGUUUUACUAUAACGCGCAGAGUCAAGGUGAAGUAACACUCCAGUCAUCCGAUCCCAACGUCCCUCUCAAGUUCGACCCCAAGUUCUUAUCUUCACCUUUCGAUCGUCGCGUAGCCAUUGAGUCUCUCCGCGAUGCAUUCCGUCUCGUCAAGCAUGAGAACUACGUCAAGAACAACGUCGACACCAUGGUCGGUCCCCAGGGUGAUUCAGACGAAGAGCUUCUUGCGCAUUGGAGAGCGACCAUCUCUUCUAGCUGGCACAUGUGCGGUACGACCAAGAUGGGAAAGAAGGAUGACCCUGAGGCUGUGGUUGAUAGUGACUUCAAGGUUAUCGGUUUCGAGGGAUUGCGUGUGGCGGAUAUGGGUGUUGUGCCUGUUUUGGCUAAUUGUCAUAUUCAGUCUGUUGCUUAUGUGACAGGUAUGACGGCUGCUGAGAAGAUUAUUGCCGAGUAUGACCUUGCUUAG
This is a messenger RNA of Fusarium venenatum, 1698 nucleotides long. RefSeq lists its product as uncharacterized. The record is from RefSeq and is a predicted model, not a curated record. Gene Ontology annotation, molecular function: flavin adenine dinucleotide binding; oxidoreductase activity, acting on CH-OH group of donors. NCBI's taxonomy places the organism in Eukaryota, Fungi, Ascomycota, Sordariomycetes, Hypocreales, Nectriaceae.